Molecule: messenger RNA, 2553 nt
Organism: Moneuplotes crassus
Lineage: Eukaryota; Ciliophora; Spirotrichea; Euplotida; Euplotidae
Source: the annotation of a GenBank genome assembly
UUCCCUAAGGAUUGGCGCUCGCAGCACUGAAGAGACCCAGCGAAGUGAACAAGGCACCCAUCCAAUACUUCUUCAAGGUUGAGAGGUUAAUGUCCGUAUCGAGAGUGAUUAAAAGCCAGAAGUUCCUGUGAGAAAUUUUAGUAGUGUUAACCCAGAGUUAAUAUUUCAGCUAGGAUUUACACUUAUAUAACCCGAAAGCUAGCUAAUCAGAAUACCAGACACGAAUGUUAUGGAGCAACCCAGUUUUUAUUGUAGGUGGAAAAGAAGUCCCUGUUGAAGCCGAACAGAGAUUUCUCAGGUUAGAGCUCAAUGUUCAGCUAGAAUUAGACCUCAGAGUUCUCAUUGAGACUUGACGAAGGGAUAGGUCAGCUCUUAGAGGUUUUAUAAAUUAGUUUAAACAAUCUCCUUCGCUGGGGAUGAACCAAUGAAAUAUACAACCAGUGGUUAGAGUGAACAACCAGAGCUAAAUUAUGAACUACUGAAAUGAUGCCAAAUUCUCACAAGGAGGAGGUUUGUAUUACUAAAGCAUGGGCCAUGAGUCAUGAAGCUCUCCUAUUUAGCUCCUUCAAGAAGCCUCGCUAGAAGAAGCUGGAUGCAAGUGGAAAGACAAUUUCUGGGUCUAAAUAAAACUCUUAAUCCCGAUGAAAUCUGCUUUAAAAAGAAUGAGACACAAUUGCCCCAAUUUUGCUUCUGAGGCCUAAUAUUUCCUAGAAUUAGGCAUGCCUGACUCUUGAAGAAUGCUCAAAAAGCGAAAGCCUGAAAGGAAUUAUAAUCAGAUUCAUGAAAAAUAUUGGCGAAAACUGGAACAAAUAGUUUAAAAGGAAACAAAAAUACCCAACAAAUUAGGGAAGCAUGUUAAGAAGCGAGACAACCGAGUCCAAGAUCUUCGGAAAAGAUGCAAUCCAAAAUAGUAACUGAAGUCAAGAUCAAGCAUAGCCAAGAACUAGUCUUUUUGCAACGUUAGAUUAGCCCUCGAAUGUAAUAAGAUCGUUGCCAAGGGGCAACACCAAGUCUCUUAAGAGAAAAUAGAGGUUGGCAUAAAGCUUGAAAGAAUAAAUAAGAUAUGAUCAAGAAAUACAGAGUUUAACAAUGCUAUUGGGGAAGCGAAUAUAUUGACUGUAAACUCAAAGGAGACAGAAGACCUAUAAUUCUAAUAGUUCCUUCUAUAAUAUCUCUUUAACUUUUGUAUUUUACCCAAUCUAACAGCAAAAAUACCCCUGAGAAGAUCCCAAGAGAUAUUUCUUGAAUACGAAGCCUUCAAACCUAAUUUCUCAGUAUAAUAUUAAAAAUCUUCGAGCCUAAAUCCAAGAGAAGCACUGAAAGUCUGUAGGAAACCAUUCUGAGUGCUAUCCAUACAAAAGCACUGAAGAACCUUCCAAGGAGGAAAGCCCACAAAAUUAUUUAAAACUCAUAUAAAAAUCUUCAGCGCUCACCUUAAACGACACUGAAAAAUCAGAAGAUGACUUCGAAGAAGGACAUCAACUACGCUCUGUUCAAAACUGAGAGAAUGCCAGUCCACCUAGAUCUAUAAGAAGGGAACCUUGACUUCAAGAGAUCAAUCAAGGCUGAAGCCGCCUAAUUUGAAAUCAGAGCUAAUACUCAUUAAAAUGAGAAUCAGGAAGAGAAAGAGUGCCAACUUCAGUACCCUCCUAAGAAUGCCCAAAAAUAUGGCUUCACUAAUAUGAGCAUUAAUCAGCCAGGCUAUAAUUCCACCAGUCCUCGGCUUUAGCCGAGGACUCAUCUGAUAGCAAACAAGGUGGAUAUGAUGCAGGUGAGGUAAAAGCCAUGAGGCCAAGCUCCAGAAAGAAACAACUCAGCUCAGAGGAUAGAAAAGAAACCUAAGAAGUCCUCAGACCAAAAGCUUAGAAAUCUUUAGGAGUCUGACUAGUUCAUGAGCCAGGUGAGAGAUCAACUUCUAGAACAUUAAUGAAGAUAAAGGCACUGAGAAAUUAUGGGAAAGCAGCCAUGUGCUACCCUUCUUUAGAAUGAGACGACAAAUUAGUGAACAAAGACUCUCCUCCAGAUCCUGAGCCAAACCAGAAUACCUACUAGCGGUAAAAAAAGAGUCUGAUAUAAGAAAAGAUGUAAGUGAGCUUAAGAUUCAAGAUCUGGGAAGAUAAGAAAGUACAGGAUUAUUCAAUUACAAUUUCCUGGUUCUUAAUAUCUCAUUCGAUUUAAUUCCUUCCAACUUAAAGAAGGAAGGAAUACUAGCCACAGUGACAGAAAAAUUAUCACCACAAUUCAGCUCUCAUAUGAGUAUGAACUGGAACAUUCCCAAGAAAGAGAAGCAACUUCAUAAGAUAUACUAACUAACAGACGAUUAAAUCCAUCAAAAUAGUAAUAGAAGUCUUUUGAUGCUCUGAGCAUGAGCCUUAAAUCUUAUCAUGAAACCUCCAUUGAUAAAACCCCCAAAAUAGCCAUUGUAACGCUCCUGUGGGGUCCCAAAUGAACUUCUUUAGUGAGCCUCUAAGGAUGCGGGACAGCUCCUUCUAUUGAGCUCAAAGGGCAAGCUAAGUGUGCCCAUGAACCUCCCAAAACUCUCAAAAUAUUUCA